UCGAAUAUCUCAUUCAGUUUUUGAGUCUUGCUAAAUUCAUACGUUUUCAUUCGUUUCGUUUUCUAUAUUUAAAAAAAAAAUCAUCAAAAUUCUCCAAAAAAAUAGUAGUAAAUUUUGUCCGAAUCCGUUCUGCUCUUUUUUUUGUUGUUCUAUCAUUCUGUGUGAACCUUCCAAAAAAAGAAUAGAAAAGAAACGUGAAUAACGGAAAUCGGAAUUAUCAUUAAAUUUUGGAGAUACGUAAGAGAAGCAAGAUAACGGUAGCCAAGGGCAAACAUUGCGAGAAGGAAAGGAGUAAAUAGACGAAAAAACUGAUAACAAUCCCAUAGCCAAGAUGUCCGAAAACAUUGUGUGCCACAAGUGCAAAGAGGCCAUCACCAAGCGAAUGAUCACCGCGCUGGGCAAGACGUGGCAUCCGGAGCACUUCCUGUGCCGCCACUGCGAGGAGCAGAUCGUGGACGCCACCUUCAACAUCCAGAGCGGAGAGCCGGUGUGCAACAAGUGCUUCGUGGAGCGGUACACCAACACCUGUGCCGGCUGCAAGAAGCCCAUCCUGGAGCGGACUAUCUGCGCCAUGGGCGAAAGUUGGCACGAGAAUUGCUUCUGUUGCGGCGGGGCCUGCAAGAAACCGCUGGCCAAUCAGUCCUUUUACGAGAAGGACGGCAAGGCCUACUGCAAGCAGGACUACGAGGACCUUUUCGCCGCCAGGUGUGCCAAAUGCGAGAAGCCCAUCACGGAUUCGGCGGUGGUGGCCAUGAAUGUGAAGUGGCAUCGCGAUUGCUUCCGCUGCAACAAGUGCGAGAACCCCAUCACCACACAAACCUUCACCAUCGACGGGGACAAGCCGGUCUGCCCCGCCUGCCAUUGCUGAUGUCCUCCAGGAUGUCCACGUAUACCCCACCUCGGCACCAAAUUGUUCAGAGUUAGCCGUUCGUUUCCACACAAUAUUUAUGAUUGUAACCGAAUGAGGCAUUAUAAAGCACACUGCAAAGACACAGUCCAAACAAAACAACGCUCUACCAAAUACAAGACAACUUAAAAUAAA
Messenger RNA from Drosophila suzukii, 1042 nucleotides. Lineage: Eukaryota; Metazoa; Arthropoda; Insecta; Diptera; Drosophilidae. The record is from RefSeq and is a predicted model, not a curated record.